This is a messenger RNA of Malassezia restricta, 228 nucleotides long. RefSeq lists its product as uncharacterized. The transcript has 2 exons. The record is from RefSeq and is a predicted model, not a curated record. Bases 1 to 228 code for a protein of 75 amino acids. Lineage: Eukaryota; Fungi; Basidiomycota; Malasseziomycetes; Malasseziales; Malasseziaceae.
AUGGCUACGGCGGCUCUGAGUGCACUUGGCUACGCUGGAUUUGGUUUCCUUGCGCGUUGUUAUGCUCUAGGUAUUCAGAAGCGCAAUAUUUUUGACAACUUUGCUGGCCACGUUAUGUUCGCCAGCGGUUUCGGCUUGAUUGGAUACUGGCUUCACGGUGUGAGGGAGUCGCAAGAACGUCUACUUCAGCAGAAGAAGGAGCAGCUUGAGGAAAAGCGCCAGGCAUAA